AUGUAUGUCCGCAAGCGAUUCGAGGUCAUCCGAAACUUGGAAAAGGAAUUUGGUGUUCAGGGCAAAACGCCCACCCUUGUUUCUAUCAAAUGCCUCGUUGAUAGGCUCGGGGUCAACAAUCCAUUCGGCAAAAAGGAAGACUUUGACACAAAAAUCAAAGAAAACUACAGGGGAGAUGAACGCCUCUCCUACUUGGGAGUCAAUCUCAAGAAAGGAAGUGUUGCAGAUGUAGUCAGACAGACCCAGACUGUCUUGGAUGGGUGCAAAUUCAACGAGUGCUUUAUGCAUGGUACCACUGCCACAGAACUGGAAGAAAUUUUUGCUGACAAUCUUCGACUAGACCACUCGUACGCUGCUCGCAAUGUGAAACACGAUUUUGGCCAGGGUGUCUACUGUUUCAAGGGCCAGUUGAAAUGGGCGCUUUACUUUGCAAUUGAUUGCUGUUGGCAAGGCUCACUUCCGGAUGAUCCCAACUCCCCUGAACCUCACUCAGACGGCAACCCUGCAAUUGUUGUAUGUCUGGAGCCAUUCCAUAUUGAAGAUGAUCAGAUCUUCCAAGUUGGCUCAAAGAAACCUUUUACCGAUGAGGAGCUGAAGAAACGUCUUCCAAGAAGCUUUUCCUCGUUUGCCGAGAAGAGAGAUUCCUGGGAAAAGGUUUCGGACGAAGAACAAAACUGGAAAGAGUUUGUCAAGCUUGCCCGUACUUAUGGGACUCGGCCGAAAGAUUGCGUGUACUAUGUGGGCUGGCUCCAUGAUUGCUACCGCACAACGGCGACGGACAAGUGCGCUGAACCAGUCAUUGAUAAAGAUCGAUGGGAACAGUACUGUUUCAGUAUGGAAGAUUUUCUGGGUGAAAACUUUCUGUUCAUUGAAUUCAACGUGAAUUGGAAUGAGUGGCUCGACCAUGAUGUCGACGUUUCAAUUCAGAAAGCAAGUUGA
Seminavis robusta is the source of this 939-nucleotide messenger RNA. The record is from the annotation of a GenBank genome assembly. NCBI's taxonomy places the organism in Eukaryota, Bacillariophyta, Bacillariophyceae, Naviculales, Naviculaceae.